Molecule: messenger RNA, 1764 nt
Organism: Penicillium taxi
Lineage: Eukaryota; Fungi; Ascomycota; Eurotiomycetes; Eurotiales; Aspergillaceae
Exons: 2
Coding region: 1-1764 (587 amino acids)
Source: RefSeq, a predicted model, not a curated record
AUGGGAAUCUUCAUCUUCUCUUUUGUCACUUUUGCCCUCCUUUGCUGUUGCAAUCUUCCCUUCGUGUUAUCUUCGUCCUAUCAAGAAGUGUUCGAAGUAUACCAGCCGGUUUCGUUUACAUCUCAUGGAGCCAAAGGCUGUAAUAGGGAUGUGCUUCUCAUGAACCACACUUUUGGUUAUAGUUAUGGAGUUCCAUACGUCGGAACCUAUGAGCCACCGACAUGUGAGUUCGAUACUGUCCGAAUUAACGUGACAGUGUCCUGUCGUGGCGUACAAUAUGAUCGCCUGGCAAUCAUGUACCUGGGUGACAUAGAAGUCUUUCGAACAUCGACUGCCGAGCCAACGAAAACUGGUAUCGAAUAUACAUACAUUAAAGAGAUGUCACAGUACAACUCUCUCUGGAAAGAAGAGCAGAAGCUGAUCUUUGAUCUCGCCAACAUUGUAAACGAUGAAUACACUGGGUCAUGGAAUGUGACGUUAACUGCUCACUUCUCCUAUGAGAAUAAUGUGAAAACUGCCGACUCCAUCCUGCCCAUUUCUGCGCGAAAAGCAGCAUCAAAUUCAUCCAGUUCAUUUACAGUUCCCUCCGACAACACUACAGUCUCGUACAAUAUUCCAGAUACGGUGUCGCGUGCUGUUGUAGCCAUCUCUGGUUGUGGCCAAUCCAAAGAGGAGUUCUGGUACCAGAAUGUUUUCAACCAAGAUAGCGAGGAUUUCUCGGAUACUGUGGGAGAGCUUUACGGGUACUCUCCUUUCCGGGAACUUCAACUGUAUAUUGAUGGGACCCUUGCCGGUGUCGUCUGGCCAUUCCCGAUCAUCUUCACUGGGGGUGUCGUCCCUGGAUUCUGGCAUCCUAUCGUUGGCAUUGACGCCUUUGAUCUGCGAAUGCCAGAGAUUGACAUUUCGCCAUUUCUCCCGCUUCUUCAAGACAACAAAGAACAUUCAUUUGAGAUCCGAGUCAGUGGCUUAGAGAUUAAUGCAGAUGGAACCGCCACCCUAUCCGGUACCGUUGAGUCAUACUGGAUUGUAACUGGAAACAUCUUCCUCUACAGCACCAGCGAAAAGCGAGAUAGUGAAGUUCAUGAUUGGCCAGAUAUUGAAGCACCUGAGCCCAAAUUCACCGUUCUUCGAAAUCUUGUGCAGAAUGCUGACGGUGACAACGAAACUCUUUCCUACUCUGUUCUGGCGGAGAGGACAUUCAGCGCAAAGUCCUCCAAAUAUUCCUGGUCCCAAAAGUUGUCCUACUCCAAUUAUGGAUAUCUCAAUCAGGACGGAUACAGUCAAGCUAAUACGCAGCAUACUUCGGGUGUGAACAAAAUUGAGGAGCUUGGAAAGAACCCGUCAACUUAUGAGACCAAGUUUAGCUACCCUCUGGUGGUCAACAACACAUAUGGCAUCACGACAGAUACAUUCACUAUUGAUGGAUGGCUGGAGCGGGGACUUGACAUUGAGUCGUCAGGGGGGCUGGGUAUCUCCCCCUACACAUUUGUCUCCGGGCCUUCCAACCUUCACACGACCCAGUCUGGUGUUGCGACUUAUAUCUCGACUGAUUCCGGUUCCAGCUCCAAGGGAACAAACAUUGAUAAAUUCCAAUCCACUGCGAAUGGUGUGACAUAUUCCAGGUCUGUCAGCGCUGCAAAUGGCUCGGUGAUAUCCGAUACACAACCUAGGACUAAGGCACACUCUCUUAGUAGUAUGAGUGGUAUAGGAAGAGGUAGUGUGCGGAGUAUGUUGGGUAGAGGACCUAGGCAGGCCUCUGAUUAG